This is a messenger RNA of Exophiala spinifera, 1941 nucleotides long. RefSeq lists its product as uncharacterized. Gene Ontology annotation, molecular function: DNA-binding transcription factor activity, RNA polymerase II-specific; zinc ion binding. NCBI's taxonomy places the organism in Eukaryota, Fungi, Ascomycota, Eurotiomycetes, Chaetothyriales, Herpotrichiellaceae. The transcript is spliced from 6 exons. The coding region runs from base 1 to 1941 and encodes 646 amino acids. Gene Ontology annotation, biological process: regulation of DNA-templated transcription. The record is from RefSeq and is a predicted model, not a curated record.
AUGACCGACCUCUGGGCUGCCGAUGGCGCCGAAUUUGCUGAUGAACCAGGUAGAACGCAAUCGGCCAAGCGUCGACGCAAGAUCCUGGACAUAUCGGAUGACACAGAAGCUCUUCCCCGAAAGCGAGCUCUACUCGCGUGCGAUUCUUGUCGAUCUAGGAGGACCAAAUGUGACGGGCAGCGGCCGGCACAGGGAGUGGAAUGCAAGUAUCGGAAGGUCGCCGACCCGCCUCCAACGAGGCUGCAGGCCGAAAUCACCGGCAUCAAGGAGAGCCUGGGCACAAUCGAGAGUGUUAUCAAGGCAAGACUAGGUACAAUCGAGACACUCCUCCUCCAAGGUUCAGCCGCCUCCGUUGGGUCGACCAAGUCGACAGGUCACCUGCGCCGGACGAUCUCCCACUCAUCUUACCAGGCGCUGUCUUCCCCCGACAACCCUUUCAGUCAGUGCAGCUUUGCGCCGGUAGAUUUGCGCCCCGCGGCGCCCCACGAGACCUUGACCUUUCCGAACAUGAUCCUUAAUAACAAAGCAUUUGGUACUUUCAUCGGGCUGGACAGCUACCUAGCAACCGACCUGGUGGCGCUGGAACGCUCGUCUUGCCGUGUGGCUCAACCCUCGACGCGCCAGCAUCUUUUCCUGCCGCGCCAGAAGACCGUAGAAGCUUUGACGAGGUUCUACGAGGAAAUCUACGGAUGGUUCCCAAUUCUGAGUGUGGCGUAUCAGCACCAGUUUCUCACCAUCAUCGACGGCCCUCUGUUGUCGACGCCGGAAACAUGCCUAGCGCUCGUGAUCGCAUCGCUGGGCUCCAUUGUCAAUCGCGAGGACUCCGAAGGCCACCUCACGUUCAGUGAGCUCGCAUUUGGAAUGCUGUCUAAUGUGUUGGCGGAAUGCAGCAUAGUCUCGGCCCAAUGCUUGUUCUUCAUUGCCGUCUACUACAGCUGCCGCUGUAAGCCGCUCGAGGCCUACGAGUAUGUCUCGAUUGCCUCGCUGAAGGUCCAGACCCUGGUAAGACUCCUUUGGCCUAACUUGACGUUGUACUCAGUCAUCAAAACGACGAAGCAGAGACCGAGGCUGUCAGACGUGCUUAUUGGGCCGUCUUGCUCCUGGAAAGGCAAGUCCAGGGCCGCUACGGUCCUUGUCCAUCGGACUGACGAGAACGGCAGUGAGUUGUGUAUCCAGUUUCAGUUGCCCGGCACGGGAAUAUGGAACUUUGAUGAAGUCACCCCGCUUCCGAGCAACCAUGAGACCUGGGCUUCGUCCCCGGAUUCGGCCUCGCAGCUGUCCGAUGGAUCAGGAGUGUGUAUGACUCAGAUGCAUCGGGAGCAGCUCCUGAAAGACGCCGAUGCGUACUUCCUGGCCGAGAUCGCCAUGCGAAGGAUGCUGCACCGCUGCACCACGGCAAUACGCGAGACGGAAACGGGGGAGUUGGUCUAUGCCCCGGUGAUCGCGACGGAGCUCGGUUAUCAGCUGGAACAGUGGCACGAGCACCUUCCCUCAAGCCUCAAGUUCGACACGGUCAACGACGCUGAGCAGACCAACACCAAGCCGUCGGUCUUGUUUCUCCGGACGCAGUACUUUUCCUGUCUACUCUCCAUCCACUGGCCGGGCGUGUACCGGCUCAGCCAGUCAAGUGCAUGGCAGUACGAGCUGCACACUGCGUGUGAACGCUUCUACGACGCCUACAUCAAGUAUCUCGAGAGCUGCGUUCCGUGUCUUGACAGAUGUCCGGUCAACGCAUGGCCAUUAUACGCAAGUAUGUUUGUCUUCACCAUGGCCGUGGCCAGGACCAUGAGGUCUCCAACGACGGCCGCUUCCACUCCUCCGAACUUGGGCAAGUGCCUCUCUCUCGCGUCAGAUACUCUGGGUGCCGGCGCCAGCUCCAGCCCGUCACUUUCCCGUCUGCACUACAUACUCGUAGGCGAGUUGUCAGAACAUUUAGGGUAA